AUGACGGAUAACAGUCUAUUCGCCGGCUUGGGUGGGAUGGAAAUAGCCCGGUUUGGCCGCAGACAAAUAAAGAAGCCCGAGCCGAGGCAAGCAAUAACAGCAAUAGCGAAAUGCGAGCGGGAGUUCUUCUGCCUGCCACUCCGCGAUCUGCGCCUGAUCGUCACUGACAAGAUCACAUAUGCAUUCGAGGUCUCUGAUCACUCAAGGAGCCAUCACUGCGGCUACGGAAACCCAAGAAAAAGCAACAAGUGGGAUGCCCAAGCUGCCAUCACUUAA
Messenger RNA from Colletotrichum costaricense, 276 nucleotides. RefSeq lists its product as uncharacterized. Bases 1 to 276 code for a protein of 91 amino acids. The record is from RefSeq and is a predicted model, not a curated record. The transcript has 2 exons. Lineage: Eukaryota; Fungi; Ascomycota; Sordariomycetes; Glomerellales; Glomerellaceae.